Messenger RNA from Drosophila gunungcola (fruit fly), 2515 nucleotides. It is a transcript of the gene myd, whose product is annotated as 45 kDa calcium-binding protein. Lineage: Eukaryota; Metazoa; Arthropoda; Insecta; Diptera; Drosophilidae. Gene Ontology annotation, molecular function: calcium ion binding. Bases 965 to 2251 code for a protein of 428 amino acids. Gene Ontology annotation, cellular component: endoplasmic reticulum. The record is from RefSeq and is a predicted model, not a curated record. Gene Ontology annotation, biological process: calcium-ion regulated exocytosis. The transcript is spliced from 4 exons.
GCUCUGCUUGGCGAGUUGGCCAAAACAAAGCCAGUUCGUUGCUGCUGCUGCUGCGAAUCGGUCGUGUUCGGUUAGCCAGACUUGCGACAUCCGUGAUUUGGGCCAUAACAAAAACACGUUUACGAAACUUACGUCGUCAUCUCGAUUUGGACCGCGCGCGUAAACCAAGUUAAAAGAGAAGCAAAAAGCAGAAAGCGAAAAGCAGGGCCAAGAAACGGCAGCAAAACAAACCGAAAGCAAAACCCCAUCGCCAUCAGCAUUAUCAGCGCACAUAAUGGAAAUGGCGCCCCUAACAAUCAUGUAAAAUUGGUGUAAAAUGCAGACAAGAUGGAGCCCCCGGAAUGAAAGGAAAUGGGAAUCGUGCGAAAGGCAAUAACACAUCAAAUUGGUAUUAGAAAUUCUUACUCUGACGCCCCGUGCUAACUACAUAUAAAAAAAAGGGGGCGGCAGCUGGGCGUGGCCAUAGUGAUACAAAUUGGACGAGGAGCAGGAGCAGGAGCAGACGCAGGACCAUCAACCGUUGCGGGCCCACAUCGUUGGCUGCCUGUCGCUGGUUGCAACAUAAAAGUCAAUUAAUGUACAAUUACAACAACACCAUACCAGCAACAGGAGAAGUUGGCCAGUAGCUUGAAAAAGGCAAAGAAAGUGGGUGGAGAAAUUACUGCAAAUUACACGCAACGAGUCCUGAAAGCUGCGGUCCAAGUUGGAGCAGGAUCCGGAAGCCGCCGAGUGGACCGAGGAGGAGGAGGAGGAGGAGGAGUCGGUGUACCAGAAUCUAGAGCUGGUACCAUCAGCGCCACCGCCACCGCCACCGCCACCCGGUCGCCAUUACCAUCACCAUCAACGCCAUCAGCCAUUGGCACUGGCACUGCCACCCCACUGCCGUCUAUUGUCCAGUGGUGGCAGCGACAACAACAACGAUAGCGAAAGCGAAAAGGAGGACGAGAGCGGCGGCGGCAACAAAAUGACUUUCGUUAACAAGCUGAGCAAAAGCUUCCGCUGGCUCCGCUGCUCGACAUUGUGCGCAAUUUUGUUUUAUAUGUUCUUCAUUGGCUUGAUCCUGCACAGCACCAGCCACAAGCUGCAGCAGCAGCUGAAGGAGCAGGCCAGCAGCAGCAGCAGCAGCAGCAGCAGCAGCAGUAGCAGUAGUAGCAGCAGCAUUAGCAGCAGCAGUAGCAGUAGCACGCAACCAGAGGCAAAAAUGGCGCCCAACGUGGGGCAUAAUAGCGCCCAACGCAGGCAGAAUUCGCUGCCGGAACUGGAGCAGCAACAAAAACACCAGGAAAAGCUGAGGUCUCAGCCUGUGGCAAACAAUUUGGAUAUGGGGAAGGAGUCUCCCCAUUUACAGCCACAUCCACAUCCAGCCCACCCACAAAAAGUGCAAAGUGCGGCUGGCAGCAAUGCCAGCAAAUCCCCUAACCAGCCAGAAACAGUUAUUUUAGCGGCCAGCAAUGUGAAUGAGAAGCAAAUACUGGCAAAAGCUUUCAAACGGGCCGAUCGCAGUCGCGAUGGCAUUCUGUCCAUUCAGGAGAUGGGCCAGUACAUCAACCGCCGAAUCGUAGAGCACAUUGAUGAGGCAAUCAUGAACAAUGCCCGCGAAUUCCGACGCGUGGACAUCGGACCCGCCGACGGGCUGAUCACCUGGGAUGAGUACCACCGGUUCUUCCUGAGGGAGCACGGCAUGACGGAGGCGGACAUCGAUGAGCACGACGAGAUCCGCCACACGGCACUGAAUCGACGGGCCAGGGAGGACAUGAUGAGGGACAAGGCCCGUUGGUCGGAGGCAGCUCGAACCGAUCUGUUCACGCUCACCAUCGAUGAGUAUUUGAGUUUCCGUCAUCCAGAGUCCAGUGUGUCCAACCUUUUGGAGCUGGUGGAUGAUCUACUCCGCCAGUUCGAUCAGGAUGGUGAUGAUCAGCUCACGUUGGAGGAGUUUUCCGAUCUCAAUGUCGACGAUGACGACGAUCUGAUGCGCAAGUCGUUAAUAUCCAAAACUCUCGUGGAGCGACGUGAGGAGUUCAAGCGGAUAAUCGACAAGAACCACGAUGGCAAGGCGGAUCGGGGGGAGCUCCUGAACUAUGUGAAUCCCAAGACCCCAAGGUAUGCUCUCCAAGAGGCAGCCACUUUGUUCAGCCUGUGCGACGAGAACAAGGACGAACUUCUGACGCUUAAGGAGAUGACUGACCAUGCUGAGAUAUUUCUGCAAUCCAAGAUGAUCGACACGGCAAACAGUUUUCACACAGAAUUCUAAUUUUUUUCUUCACCAUCACUACCCCAACCCCUUUGAGCAUUUAUAGUGAUAUUAAUUUGUAAGUUUCUGCACCUAAAAUAGCUAAUCUAGCAGCAAAGCGUGUUUUUGUUAAUACUUUUCAUGCCGCCAUGAUCAAAUGUAAAGCAUUAAAAAAGAAAAUCAUUUCCUGUGUGAUUUUUCAAUAAUUAACUGUUAAGAAUGCAAAGCAAACCACAUUUGACACAAAUACUCCAAAUAAAUAUACGUAAUUGUAUGGAACUUGAA